This is a messenger RNA of Neopsephotus bourkii (Bourke's parrot), 1097 nucleotides long. RefSeq names its product 8-oxoguanine DNA glycosylase (gene OGG1). The record is from RefSeq and is a predicted model, not a curated record. The transcript is spliced from 7 exons. Gene Ontology annotation, molecular function: damaged DNA binding; 8-oxo-7,8-dihydroguanine DNA N-glycosylase activity. NCBI's taxonomy places the organism in Eukaryota, Metazoa, Chordata, Aves, Psittaciformes, Psittacidae. Gene Ontology annotation, biological process: base-excision repair, AP site formation; base-excision repair; nucleotide-excision repair. Gene Ontology annotation, cellular component: nucleus. Bases 82 to 1059 code for a protein of 325 amino acids.
ACCGCGCUUCCGGGUUGGGACCGGAAGUGUGGGGAUAAAGCGGCGCCGGCGCGGAGGGGGAGCCCCGUGGUGCGGGGCGGGAUGCGGGGCGCGGGGAUGAAGCUCCGGGACACCCCAUCGGAGAGCCCCGCGCUGUGGCGGGCCCUGCCCUGCCCGGCGGCCGAGCUGCGGCUGGACCUGGUGCUGCCGUCGGGGCAGACGUUCCGAUGGAGGGAGAGCAGCCCCGGGUCCUGGACGGGCGUGCUGGGGGGCACCGUGUGGACGCUGCGGCAGGAGCGCGACCGGCUCUGGUACACGGUGUACGGCGGGGAGGCGGGCGCAGGCACGGACCGGCUCCUCCGGGAGUUCUUGCAGCUGGAUGUGGGGCUGCGGGAGCUGUACCGAGCCUGGGGGGCCGCGGACCCCCUCUUCCGACAGGCGGCCAAAGACUUCCCAGGGGUGCGGGUGCUGCGGCAGGACCCCGUCGAGUGCCUCCUCUCCUUCAUCUGCACCUCCAACAACCACGUCUCCCGCAUCACCGCCAUGAUCGAGCGGCUCUGCCAAGCCUUCGGCCGCCACCUCUGCCACCUCGAUGCUCAGCCCUUCCACGCCUUCCCUGCCCUCACAGCGCUCACAGGCGAUGAUGCUGAGGCCCGGCUGCGGGCGCUGGGCUUCGGGUACCGAGCCAAGUUCAUCAGCGGCACCGCGCGCGCCAUCACCGAGGGGCUCGGCGUCGAGGGGCUGCACCAGCUCCGCACCGUGCCCUACGCCGAGGCCAGGAGGGUGCUGUGCACGCUGCCUGGUGUGGGCACCAAGGUCGCUGACUGCGUGUGCCUGAUGGCGCUGGACAAGGCGGAGGCGGUGCCGGUGGAUACCCACGUGUGGCGCAUCGCGCGGCAGCGCUAUGGCAUGGAGCUGGGCGGCCGCAGCAUCACCCCGCGGGCGCACCAGGAGAUCGGCGACUUCUUCCGGGGGCUGUGGGGUCCCCGCGCCGGCUGGGCGCAGGCGGUCCUCUUCUGCGCUGACCUCCACAAGGGCCGGGAGCUGCCUGUGAGCCGGGAUCGGGAUAAGGAGAGCUGAAGGCAGGACCCCCGUGGUGAUGGGACCCCUUAGCAACA